GGAAAAUUAACAGAGCGGCUCGGACUAUUCGCGUGUUCUUCGGUGAAUUUCGUCGGAUAAGACGCGGUUUUUCCGUCGCCGUGCAAUCCAUCGGCGUGGGCUGUACAGCGUGCACAUGUCAUUGCAACAACCAUCUGCACCGUAAACACGGGCCCGCUGAUCACAUGGACGCGGCCAAGCUGGAGGCCAAAUGGCCGCCCGACAGGAAAUCCGCGAUCGAAGCAUCCGAGUUUGGUAUCUACAAGGAGCCGUCCGACGGGAAACGUCUGAGCGGCACAGACAGGGCCACCGGAUGUCUCCUGGUACUAUCCCUGAUCGCCGCUGCCGCGGUAGUGCUGUACUUUUCGUUCUAUGAUUAUACAAUUCCAACAACUCAAAGUGCAUCUACUGGGCCAAUAGUGAGUUACGCUAAAUAUGUAAAGGAAAAAAAUACGAUGACUUCUCAAACAGCUAACCGUUCAACAGACGGGCUUUUAGCUGCAGUUCUCGGUAUACAAAAUGCCGAGAAAUACACGACACGUGCUCCGGCGGAUGACGUAGUUAUUGCCAAGAGAAUCGAUGACGGUAAAUUAGGAAACGGUAGGCAAAUGCGAUUUUAUCCACAGCUACCGCCACAACGGCCCACUUAUUUAUCUUACGACACAAAUUAUUGGAGAACUAAUUCCAAUAAAAACAAUAAGCUCGAAUAUUCCGAUGGUAUAUACGGGUUCAAUCGGAGAUCGGACUUUCCACAGUUGGCAGCUUACCGGGCACCAUUCCCACCAAAAAGCAUCCUGGACGUAAUGAAGUACGUGACAGGCUCCCCUCAUAAGGCAAACAUUCCGGAGUACAUGAUAGCACAAGAAUCAAACCCUCAGUACUAUCCUAUUAGACCGGCAGAAGAAGUCAAUAGAUUCCUACCGGAUGUAAAUACGCCAAGUACCAAUUUGAGGAGAUUCCGCAACAAAUUUGGUCCACCGGUAUACUUGACACCACCUAUCAUGUCGUUACCGGAUGACUUUAUGAAGCCACCUAACCCCGAUGCCCGUUAUUCGAUGGAUUUUGAAAGUGACGUUCCUUUAGACCUUACACUAGAAGAAGGAUCAGCUAGUGUACCAUCACAUACUGGUGUAAUAUUCCGUCCACCAUCUUUUAACAAUGGUUACCCUAUUGCAGAUUCUCCAAAACCAAAAAAAGUUAAAAAUAAAAGAAAGAAAAAGCCAAUAAGUGUAAUGUUAGACAUCUAUCCAUUAUCAGAUGCUGAACACGAAAACGAACAAGUUGAUGAAGAUGAAGAAGAACAUAAUUCUGAGAUUAUUACUUCGUUAAAAAACAAUAUUCAACACUCAGAUUCAGAUAAAUUAUUAUUUCGAUUGAACCUAUUUCCAAAAUUCAGCGAAGGUGGCCGUAGAAUUUCUAAAAAUGUGAAAUAUGAAGAACGAGACGAUCAUAAACCAAUUAUUCAUUUGACAACGCAUAAGCCAUUACAAGACAAAGAAGAAAACGACGAAAAAGAAAAAACUAUUUGAAUAUGGAUAUUUUCCGGAAUCAAAAAAUAUAGCAAAGACCUUUGUAUACUCCUACUAUUUCAAUUUUUGAAGCCAACGUAGCUAAUCUAACGGAAAGUACAGCCAUGCUUAAGAUCUGUCAACAUAUUUGGUUAGUUUUAUACAUCUUGUAUGUACUUGCCUGUUAUAAAUUAUAAGGAUAUAUUAAAUAAAAAAGGAUGAAUUAUUAAUAUUAUUGUUAAUAUAUAUAAUGUAUGUAUUAAAAUUUUUAAUAUAGAUACAUGUUACAUUUUAUCAAAUUUACAAAAUCACUAUUACAAAAUAUAUAAAAACUAUUUCUA
Molecule: messenger RNA, 1828 nt
Organism: Rhopalosiphum padi (bird cherry-oat aphid)
Lineage: Eukaryota; Metazoa; Arthropoda; Insecta; Hemiptera; Aphididae
Exons: 6
Coding region: 165-1508 (447 amino acids)
Source: RefSeq, a predicted model, not a curated record